This is a messenger RNA of Rodentolepis nana, 1434 nucleotides long. NCBI's taxonomy places the organism in Eukaryota, Metazoa, Platyhelminthes, Cestoda, Cyclophyllidea, Hymenolepididae. The record is from the annotation of a GenBank genome assembly.
AUGUAUUCCCAGAUGAAAUCGCCUACUGUAUCAGCUAAUGUUAUGACCAUACCUGUUCUUAUAAUGGCAAAUCGUCUUUCAUUUUCUUGUCAGCGACAAGUGAAUCAAAGGCCUUCUCAUAUCAAAUUUUCAAUUAGUAAUUUUUCACUCGAGGUUAUUCUCAAUUUGUCUUUCAAUCAAACUCGAUUAAUCACACUCCAUGGUAUCAGUUCUCAUCCUCAAUUUUCGCUAUCAAUCGAAUCUACGGAUCCUCUUGAGAACGUGAAACAGGAUCUAGUGAGUACUAUCGAAGGAAUUGUUGAGAAUCUGCCAUUCAUUUGGCAGAAUGCUGACACUUUGUUAAAGAAUGAAGGUCUUUAUAAUGUACCACCUGAAUGUAUUGAACCGAUUUCAAAUUUGGAAUCGAAAGUCAUCAAUGGAAACACUGUGGAGUUACAAAAUGGCUACAAAACAGAAACGGAUGAGAAAUCUUCCUCCGAUCUUGAUGUCAAGUCCCUGGAUUCAUUCCUCGAUGCUUGUAGUGUAGUGGGAUUUCAAUUAAACAACGGUGAUAUUAAUAACGCUACCACAACAUUUACUACCUCUGUACCUUUAAGUGAUUCAGCAGAGGUUUUGCCCGAACCGGUUGUUCUAGCUCACAAUCCAAGUUUAAAAAAGAAAAUGAAAGACAGUAUACGCCGAGAAAGAUGGCAUCAGAGAUCAGCGUCGGACUUUAAUCUUAAUAAGGAUACAUUGCCAACUGAACUAACUUUUGAUGAUGGUGAACCAGUGCCUCUUGACCCAAUCGUUCACCCUCCAGAAGGACAGAAGAUCACUUCUGAAGGUUAUCAACAAUCAGAAAGUAGACCCAUAUCGCAUCAACGUGCGCUCAAAAAGGUAACUGAUGUUUCUCCUCUUCAUGAACGAGUUGUGCCAAAUUUGGCCUCUAAGAACCUCCUUGUAAAGGUGGUUAAGGCUGAUUUUAUUGAACUCAAAAGUUCCUCCGAUGCAUACUGCGUUGUCGAAUUAGAUGAACCAUAUCAACGGCAUGCUACCCAUGUCGUGCCUCCCUCUGAACAGUUAUUCUGGGAUCAACAUCUCCUCUUCGGACUCAAUAGCAAUUCAAAACGGGCUGCUUUCGAAAUCUUUGAGUUAAAUAAACGUCGAAAAUCAAUUUCGCGAGGUUACGCAGAGGUAUACCUACCUGACCUCCUUACCAGCAUGGCUGGAGGUUGUUCAAGCGAGCUUCUGCGCUGUAUCACCCUGGAUCCUAAACAGCACUCCUCUUCCACCUCCGGUAUGAUGGGAGGUCCCAGUGGGGCUGGUCUCAAUAGUGCUGGUGGUGGUGCCUGGGAUUUCGUCUCCUCUCCUACCUCAUCCCCAAUUUCCCUCGCUAUUCGGAAGCCCACAGUAACCGCUGAAGUAAGUCUAUACAAAUUUCCCUUUUGGCCUUAG